AUUAACUUAAUACACCCUACAAAAAGCAUCAAGUCUUUCUUUUCAUUCUACGGUUCCUCUCCUCCCUGACGCCUUUGACAGAGCUCUAUUUUCCCGGAGGAUUCCUUUCAUACCAAACAGACUUCAAUUCACUUUUCUUUAAAAAAGCUACGUCAAGGAAACCAUGCAAACCGCAACCACCUAUCACCAUCAAAAGCUCCUGAUUCUAUGCGUAUGGUUUUGCUUCAUAAGCGUCACGUUUGCAGCAAAGAAGACUUGCAAUGUAUUGGAUUAUGGAGCAAAAGCCGAUAACCAAACAGACAUAGGUCCACCCCUUUUGAAAGCCUACGCAGACUGUUUACAGGCCACCACGGGACGCCCGGAAGAUACCAUUAUACUAGUCCCUCAAGGCGAUUUUUCUCUCAAGACCAACGUCUUAUUCAGAAAAGGUAGAGGACUCACCCUCACCUUCAAUGGCCAAAUCCAUGUGGCUUUCAAUCGUCGGUUAACUGGCAACAUGAUCGGUUUCACUCGUUGUCAAAACCUCGUCGUCAAUGGCAGAGGUACCUUGCAUGGAUAUGGAGAUUUAUAUCGUCCAGGUGGCAAUCUUAAUUACCUACCGCAGCGACCCCGUCUGGUACGGUUCGAAAAUUGUCAAGACGUAGAUUAUUCUGGGUUUAAUCUAUUUGAUGCUCCUUUAUAUCAUUUGGUAAUCGCUUUGGGAACCAACAUCAAGAUCCACCACUUUCGUAUCAGCAGUACGGAUAUCGGCGCGACCGAUGGAAUAGACGUCUCAGGAACAAACAUUCACGUGUUCAAUGUUGAGAUCAAGACCGGUGACGAGUGUGUGACGGCGAAGUCCCCCAUGAAGGGAUUGUUGGUUGAAAACAUCCAAUGCAUCAAUACCGAUGGCUGCUCCAUCGGUAGCUUUGGGUCAUCAUCAAGUGCCUACACCGUCGAAGACGUUUUAUACCGCAAUGUGACUCUAAGCAAUGCUUCCAAUGGGGUGGUUAUUAAAACGUACUCGACAUCCCAAGGAUCCAUCAGGAACAUCACAUACACGGACUUUACCUUGGAUAACGUGGCGUAUCCAAUAAAGUUUGACUACACGUGGGGCGAAACGCUUCGAAGAACGAAACGUAGCAUUGGUUCGGGUCGAGGCUCGCAACAAUGGACAGAUGCUAAAUUUAUCAACUUCCGAGGGACUGGUAACAAGUACAGGUCUUUGGUCACUCUCCAUUGCCCUCCAAACUCACCUUGCAAAAACUUCCAAUUUACCAAUAUUCAACUUGAGGGAUCAGUCGAAGAACCAUCCAUUUCUUCAGCGUGCGGGACUGUCGACAACAUCUCAAGAAAAGUACUCAAGAACAGUCUACCCGGAUGCUGAUACUUUAUUUCUUGACUUCUUGAUACUCUUGGAGAAAUUUUCCUUCACAUGAGAGCGAUUUAUCGGCUGCGAAGCGUAUAGAAUAAUCAUUUUUGUUAGACAAAAAAUAACUUCGCUCUUUUGAAAUGAAUUCUUG
Messenger RNA from Puccinia graminis f. sp. tritici CRL 75-36-700-3, 1502 nucleotides. RefSeq lists its product as uncharacterized. The record is from RefSeq and is a predicted model, not a curated record. The transcript is spliced from 18 exons. Lineage: Eukaryota; Fungi; Basidiomycota; Pucciniomycetes; Pucciniales; Pucciniaceae. Gene Ontology annotation, biological process: carbohydrate metabolic process. Gene Ontology annotation, molecular function: polygalacturonase activity. The coding region runs from base 164 to 1366 and encodes 400 amino acids.